CCAUUUUCUCUUGGUGUGCUCUGGAAACCGCGUGUCUGAAUUAAGCCUUCCCCCCGUCUGCCAGUCUGCCUGUGAUAUAUGCACCCGGACUAGCGGUGCAGGGAGAUGCAGAAAGACAACAGUACAAUCUCUCACGGGUACCCGUGGGGUGAGGCAGCCGAGGGCAUGCCGCUUUUCAAUAGUUCUGCCGAGUACGGCCAUUCGGUCGCCCCGGGCAACAUCACGCAGUCCACAGGCCCCGCGGCCCAGUCUCUGAUGGCCUAUAGAAACGAACCAGUAGAGUCUCUGCGCGAGCAGAGCCACGAAGCAUCUCCAGAACUCUCACGGACCGUCACGCGACUGUCCCCAUACGAGAGUCACCCCAGAAAGAGCGGACAGGGUGAAAGCAGCGUGCCGGCGAACGGCACCUCCCACCCUUAUAUACAUGGGCCUAGCACGGCGCCGCCCAGCAGCAUCCCGACGCAACUGGGCGGGGAGCCGCAGUCUCAAAUCCUCAUGGCGGUGUCCCCUGAGCCCCACCAGCCAGGAAGGCAAAGACGCGUGGCGGAAACCAAACGGGCCGCGCAGAACCGGAGCGCCCAGAAGGCGUUCCGAGAGCGCAGGGAAAAGUACGUCAAGGGCCUCGAGGCCACGGCGGCCCAGGCGGCACAGUUGCAGAAAACUGUGGGCCAGUUGCGGGAGGAAAACGCCAAGCUACGAGAGCAGAACUUCGCCCUAGAAAGCAAACUCAUGGCGUUGACCGCGGCCGGCACGGGUGCCCUUCCAUAAGGCUCGGGUCUGCGCUGGAGACUGUUUUGGCCGGGCGCAAGCUGUUUUGAGGGACCGGGCCCGGGCCGGCAACGCUGGCGUAUUCCAGGGAGGGUUCUGCCGGCCCGUACCAGACUUCUGCACUGGUUCAGCCGCGGCCCGCCGCACUAAUACCUCCACCCUUUCCCACUUCUUUCCUUUUUUUUUCUAAUUUUUUUUUCUCUUUAUCGCUUCCUG
Messenger RNA from Metschnikowia bicuspidata var. bicuspidata NRRL YB-4993, 984 nucleotides. RefSeq names its product Cap4p (gene CAP4). Lineage: Eukaryota; Fungi; Ascomycota; Pichiomycetes; Serinales; Metschnikowiaceae. The transcript has a single exon. Gene Ontology annotation, molecular function: transcription cis-regulatory region binding; DNA-binding transcription activator activity, RNA polymerase II-specific. Gene Ontology annotation, cellular component: RNA polymerase II transcription regulator complex. The coding region runs from base 106 to 768 and encodes 220 amino acids. The record is from RefSeq and is a predicted model, not a curated record.